Coccomyxa subellipsoidea C-169 is the source of this 1545-nucleotide messenger RNA. RefSeq lists its product as hypothetical. The record is from RefSeq and is a predicted model, not a curated record. The transcript has 8 exons. Lineage: Eukaryota; Viridiplantae; Chlorophyta; Trebouxiophyceae; Coccomyxaceae. Bases 1 to 1545 code for a protein of 514 amino acids.
AUGGUGGACAAGAGGUACGCGAUUGGCAAUGACAUGAGCACCCGUUUUGAUAGGGGCACUGAGGAUGACCUCGCUCGAUCCGCUGAAGCCCUCGCUGCUUCUUUCGCCAGCAGCUUUGUGACACCCCUCAGGGCCGCCAGCGCGUCCACCGUGCUACAGGGCGUGCGUUAUGUGAGCAUCGUGGUGCCGGCCAGCACUGGCCAGGUGAUCAGCGUGGCAAAUCUGGCAACAGCAGGGCCCCUGCACAUGACCCUGCUUCACAGCAGCCAGUGCGCGGCAGGACACACCCUGCAGCACCGCUGGGCCUUCACAUCAUCCUUGUUCAGCCACUUCAAGGAUAUCCAGGCCUUCCCAGAGGCAGCGCAGGCAGCUGCGCUCAUCUGCCACCCGCUGCUAGAGCAGCUGCCAGGGACCCCCCGGAAUGCACCCAAGCCGCGGCUGCAGCGAGCUCACAGCGCCCCUGUCUUGCUGCAAAGGGCUGCCGAGCAGGAAAGAGCACCCGCCACACCAGCAGGUGUACACAGGAAGGGCUCGCUCGCAGCCGGUUUGGAGCUAGAAGCACGUGAGCCAGAUUUUGACUGCGGCGCCGGAUUUUCGCGGCUGCCGAGACUUGACGAGGAGCCCGUCAAGCUGCCAGUCAUUGGCGCUCUGGUCCUGGGCUUGGACACAAACAAACCGCCCCCCAAGAGGCGGGUGGAACAGCUGGCGGCUCUGUUGGCCCCCCUGAUAGCGCCGCUGGCCGGCCGGGCCGUGGACAUAGCAUCGGCCGCCUAUUUGGCGCGCACACUUUCCCGGCAGCCUUCGGAGCCCUGGCAUGCUCCUGCCAGUACCUCGCCUGACCAGAGGGCCCCUUCAGGCGAGGAAAUUUCCACCGGUGGCAGCGGCUCCAGUGGGAUCAGGCGCAUGGCAACUGAAAGCUGGAUCCUCAGCAUUGGGGAGCGUGCGCUGCUGAGGCAGCUGCUGAACAACGCGUCGCUGACUCAGCGCAGCAUCAGCGCGCUGCCGUGGCGCGGCGACAGGUCACCGAUGAUGUCACCGCUGAUGUCAUCCAUGGACGUCGCCAGCCGCCGCGACUCCAGCUCCUCAGAAUUUACCUUCACCCCCUGCAUGCCCCUCGUCGACUCCCCUACAGGCUCUCAGAGGCUCCAAUCGCCGCCUCACGGCAGCGUCCAGCGCGCGCUCUCGGCAGAACCCGGGGGGCCCGCUGGGAUCCCCCGCUCGCAGCCGCAGCCAAUCCCGGCCGGAGAGCCGCCGCGCGGCUUCUUCGCGGAUGACAGCAGCUGCCCCGCAGCUUCCCCGGCAGCUUCCGGCCGAACCAUCCUGCUCGGCGAGGAGAGUGUAUCUUCAGCCGCCAACCAAGUCGAGAAUCCGUUUGCCGGUGCCGGGGCGGCCCCGGCGGGGGGGUCGCCCCCCGGCACACCGCCGACGUGGAGCGCGGCCACCGCCGCGCGGUGGGGGCACCCGGCCCCCACGACAGAGGGGGGCACCUCCCCACGGAUAGCCACCGGGUCCCCCACACCCAGGGGGCCCACGCCCGAAACCUGA